AUGGUGGCCCCAAGGCCCGCCCUCUCACUGCUAUUGGCUGUCCUGGCCUGCACGGGGCCCGUGCGCCCCUCACCCCCCCUGCUGCUGAGGCCCCGGGAGAGAGAGAGGGACUCGGGUGGGGUCAACAUCGCCGUGGUCCACUCGGGCUCCUCCCUGCUUCCGGAGACGUCGGUGGUGGGAGGGGCGGGGGUCGGCGAGCCGGGGACGGGCCAGGGCCAGGGGCCCGGUCCGGGAAACGGUCCGGGAGGAGGAGGAGGUGGAGGAGGAGGAGGAGGAGGAAGGGGAGUGACGGAUACGGCCUCGGUGGAAGGAGUGGCGGCGAGGGCCUCGUUCUCCUCCUCCUUCUCAUCACCCCUGUCCCUGGCGGCACUCGUAGGGGAGACGGUGAUGACGCCGUCGGGUCAGGCCAACGUCAUCUACCUGGCCGUGAACGAGAGCAGCCCGGCCACCCUGCUGCUGCAGCUGUGUGAGCUGCUGGCCACCACCCCCCUUCAGGGUUUGGUGUUUGAAGAAGAGAGACCGCCUCCCCCCAACCGCGCCCCUCUGGCCCCCAUGCUGGAGUUUGUCUCCGCCCAGACCGGGGUUCCCGUGGUUGCCGUAGGGGGAGGGGCCAGCCUGGGCCGAGAGCCACAGGAGACCGGCUCCAUCUACCUGCAGUUCACCUGCUCCACCGCGCUGCAGCUCGAGGUGAUCUUCGAGGUGCUGGAGGAGUACGACUGGACCUCCUUCUCCGUGGUGACCACCCGCCACCACGGCUACGAGGACUUUCUGGCCAUGGUGGAGGGCAUGACGGACGGCUCGUUCAUCGGCUGGGAGAAGAAGAGCGUGGUGAUCCUCAACGUGACGGACGACCCCGGAGGCGCCCGGGUCAAGAGGCUGCUCAAAGACAACGAAGCCCAGGUCCGGCUGCUGUACUGCUCCCUGGAGGAGGCCGAGCUGGUUUUCCGGGCGGCCUGGGCGGCGGGUCAGGCGGGUCCCAGUCACAUGUGGUUCGCCGUGGGACCGGCUCUGUCCGGUCUGGGCCUGGAGGGGCUGCCCAAGGCCUUGUUCGCUAUUCGGCCGCAGGGCUGGAGGGACGAGCCUCGAAGGCGCAUCGCCAAAGGCGUCUCGGUGCUCACCCACGGGGCGAUGGCUCUGCGGAGGGACAAGGGCCCCGCCAGCCGCUCGCAGUACGCCAGCAACUGCCAGACCGACCGCAACCAGACCAACCGGGUGACAGACAGAAUCAGGUACUUCACCAACAUCUCCAUCGGCGGGCGGGAUUACUCCUUCAACAGCGACGGCUACCUGUCCAACCCGCUGCUCGACGUCAUCUCCUACACCAAUGGGAGAGGCUGGGAGGAGGUUGGCUGGUGGGAGAAUGGCCACCUGCGUCUGCGUUACCACCCUUGGUCUCGCUACGGCUCCUUCCUGAAGCCGCUGGAUGACUCCCAGCACCUCCGGGUGGUCACCUUGGAGGAGCGGCCCUUUGUCAUCGUGGAGCCGGCCGACCCCGGCACCAGCUCCUGCAUCCGGGACUCGGUACCCUGUCGAAUGCCCGUCAACACGAGCCUGGUGGUGGACGGUGCCGGGCCCAUGAAGCACUGCUGCAAAGGGUUCUGCAUCGACGUCCUCAAGCGACUGGCCAAAAUAGUGGGCUUCACCUACGACCUUUACCUGGUGACCAACGGGAGGCACGGGAAGAACAUCGACGGGGAGUGGAACGGCAUGGUCGGAGAGGUGGUGUCCAACAGAGCCGACAUGGCCAUCGGUUCCCUCACCAUCAACGAGGAGAGGUCAGAGGUCGUGGAGUUCUCCGUCCCGUUCGUGGAGACCGGCAUCAGCGUCAUGGUGUCUCGCAGCAACGGCACGGUGUCGCCCUCCGCCUUCCUCGAGCCCUACAGCCCGGCGGUGUGGGUGAUGAUGUUCGUGAUGUGCCUGUCGGUGGUCGCCGUCACCGUCUUCAUCUUCGAGUUCUUCAGCCCCGUCGGAUACAACCGCAGCCUGCAGAGCGCCAAGAAGUCCGGCGGCUCCAAGUUCACCAUCGGGAAGUCGGUCUGGCUGCUGUGGGCGCUGGUCUUCAACAACUCUGUGCCCGUGGAGAAUCCCAGAGGAACCACCAGCAAGAUCAUGGUACUGGUGUGGGCCUUCUUUGCAGUCAUCUUCCUGGCCUCCUACACAGCCAACCUGGCUGCCUUCAUGAUCCAGGAGGAGUACAUCGACACGGUGUCGGGGCUGUCGGACAAGAAGUUCCAGCAGCCGACUGAGCAGUACCCGCCGCUGCGUUUCGGCACGGUGCCGAACGGCAGCACGGAGGAGAACAUCCGCUCCAACUAUCCCAACAUGCACCAGUACAUGAUCCGGAACAACCAGAAGGGAGUGGAGGAGGCCAUUGAGAACCUCAAGACCGGGAAGCUGGACGCCUUCAUUUACGACGCCGCGGUGCUGAACUACAUGGCCAGGAAGGACGAGGGCUGCAAGGUGAUGACCAUCGGCUCCGGGAAGGUGUUUGCCACCACCGGCUACGGCAUCGCCCUCAACAAGAACUCCCGCUGGAAACGCCCGCUGGACCUGGCUCUGCUGCAGCUGGUUGGAGACGACGAGAUCGACAUGUUGGAGCGUCUCUGGCUGUCGGGCAUCUGCCACAACGAUAAGAUCGAGGUGAUGAGCAGUAAGCUGGACAUCGACAACAUGGCGGGGGUCUUCUACAUGCUGCUGGUGGCCAUGGGCCUCAGCCUGCUGGUGUUCGCCUGGGAGCAUCUGGUGUACUGGAAGUUACGGCACUGCGUGAAGCGAUCCAGCGGGAUGGACUUCCUCCUGGCUCUCAGCAGGGGGAUGUACAGUUGCUGCCAGUUUGAGGAUGAAACGGCACCAGGAGGAAGCUCUUUGCCCCAGUACCACACCAUGACCGCCAUGUCCACCGCAGCCCAACAACACCUCGUCACAGCCACGAUAAAUAACACCACGGCCAUGGCCAUGGUUCAGCAGCAGCAGAAGCACCACCAACAACAGCAACAGGGGCCGACCUAUACCUCCAUGUUACCCGGGUCGUCACCAACGACGGGACAUUCCGCAAUGGCUCUAGGACCCUCAAACAGCCCCUUGCUCGAAGGCCCCAUGCCCUGCUCCUCCUUCUUGCCUCGCCAUGACCGCAGACUUGCUGUGGUCGAUCGCUGGAACAGGGCAAAGCCAGAGAAGGUCCUGAGUGGAGGAAGUGGUGGAGGAGUGGGUGUCGGGGGGAUAGCAGGAGGGAUUACUGAACUUCAGGCCCCACAGUAUCAGCUGAAUCUUGGACAGCACUGGAGCCUGCAAGGCGGAGUUGCAGGUGGAGCAGGGGGAGGAGGUGACACAGGGCUAGAUGAAUAUAAGCGCUACUAUGGUCCUAUAGAUCCAGAAGGGCUUGGAGCUAACGCUGAACAACAGAUAGCAGGCCCCCAGCAGACUCCCAAAGCUAAUCCUAGAGGGCCCAAAGCCACAGGGAUGCCACGGCUCCCUCUUAAAGGCACCCAGAUAGGCCCCCAACAAGGCCUCCAACAAGGCCAAGGGCACCAAAUCCCAAAGCCACCUCCACUGCUCCCCUCUUCCCCACGAAGGCCUCCUUUCUGGCGACGAGGAAGCCUAGCUCAGACGAGUAGGAAAAACUCAGGAGGUCCUCUGUAUGAGAAUAUACUCCCUUUGGGUAGAAGAGGAGGUGGGAGGUAUGGAGCAAGCGACGGAGGUGGAAGGAGAGGGCGACGUCCUCCAGCACCUCUGCCUGUCCCACUCUCUUCCCCUACCCACACUCCUACCACUCCCCCUUCUCCAUGCCGUUUCUACUCCUCCUGCUCCAGUGCCUCAUCCUCUUCCUCUUCGUCUUCAUCGUCAUCAUCUUCUUCCUCAUCCUCCGCAUCACUGUCUCGGUCGAAUUCCCCCUCUUCUUGCUCCAGCGACAGCUCCCUCAACUCUUCAUUGAGUUUCCGGUAUCGAGCGGGCGACCGGGAUUUAACGGUCGAAGACGAUAACGAUUCAGAUCUGCUCACAGAGGAGUCCAGCCUCCUCCUGGGAACACGGAGGAAGGUCCGUUCCCGUCGCAUGUCGUCGCGCUCGCUGCCGUGCAGCCCACCGCCUCCACCGAUCCCGCCCCGGAAGCCACGCCCUCAGAGGGAUCGCGGCAGAGAGAGAACCGGCAGCCAGCUGGCCCAAUUACAGGAGUGGUGGGCGUCGUGGGGAGACCGAGAGCGAGGGCGUGGAGGAGCAAUGAGUCGGGCAGACGGAGGAGGAGGUAGAGAGGACAAGAGACAUCACAAAGAGAGGGAACGUGAGAGGAAGAGGAGGAAGAAGGGCAGGAAGAAAAAGAAGAGGGAGGAGAGGGAAAGAGAAAGGGAGCGAAAACGGCGCAAAGCAAAGAAGAGGAAGAAAGAGGAUAAGAGCCGGAAGAGAGAGCUGAAGAGGUCCGAGCAGGAGGGAGGAGAUGCUGAAAAAAGAGAGGACCUCAAAUCAGGGACGCCAGAUUACCCAUCAUACCCAGCCCUGAGGCGAGAGUCUUUUCGGAAAAAGAGUGAAAGUUCCAUCCGGAGCUAUGGAUGGAACGUCCCCGGCGAAGAGGAGAGGAAGGGAAGAGAAGAGAAAGAGAGGGAUGAUGGGGAAGAAAGUAGAGGCAAAGAAAGACAAAACAGGAGAAGGAACAGCAAGCCCUUUCCCAUCUCCAGCAGUAAGCCUUCGACGUCGGUCAAGUUCUGGGGAGGAGUCAACGCGUCCUCCGACACCAUUCCAUCUGCCUUUCUGCCCUUGUUGCCUGUCUCUUCUAAAAGGAGGAAGAGUAAAAGUUCAGACCGGGAUGCUGUGGGAAUGGAAGUGGAUAGGAGGCCAUUGCUGGGGCGGGAUGGACGGACCGAGAUGCUCUCCAAGGAGGGGUUACCUUUCCACGACUGGGAGUCCGGAGCAGAGGGCGAGGAAGAAGAUUCUGAGGUGGAGCGGAGGAAAGCGAUCCGUCGUAAAAGACGUGGCAGAGGAAGGACAAUGUCAGAUGAGGAGCGGGAACGCGAUAAGGUCGUCGGGAUAUAUUCUGACGACGACGGCUCUUCGGGAGAGUUCGGAAAGUUCGAGAGGUACUGGGAGGAUCAUGAAGGCAGGGCGGUAGGAGGGAUCGGCGGGGGUGGUUGGUUUUUCAGCACCUACCCCUCCAGGGAUAAAUCCGGUAGCAUCAACAGUCGAGAUGACCUGUUCCUGGAGCGGGGAGACAGGUGGGGGACAGCAGAAAGUAGAUGGGGGUCUAUUGGAGGUGGAGGUGAUGGUGGCGGUGAUGGAGGAGAUAGAGGAGUGUGGGGAUCGGGAUCACGAUGGCCCCUGACGCCGAUCACACCACCGCCUCCUCGACGAUACUGGUCCGUCGACAAGCUCCACAUGCAGGACGAGAAGAAGAGUAAACGCAGAUCGAAGGACAAGGGGAGAGGGCGCGCGGCUUGUUCCUCCUGUCAUUCCCCCCGACGCCAUCCGCACUCCCAUUCCUCAAAGUGGGCCCGCGUGGCCUCGCGAAGCCAGGAAGAGCUGUACCACCAGAGUUUUGGCGGCCCCCUGAAGCCAAAACACGACUCCUCGUCCUCCUCCAAACCCGAGCGGAAUCCGCCCAAAUCCGGCAGCCAGUCAAACCUCAGCGUCCAGCAGCGAACACAACGAGCGGAUAGAGAUCGAGGACGGCCAUCAUCCCCACCCCCGAGCCUCAUAUCAAACCUGCCGCCCCCACUACCCGCCCUUCCAGCUCCUCCAUCCUCAUCUCACCCCAUUCACGUUCCUCCGCCUACCUCCUCCUCCUCCGUGUCCUCCCCCUCUGUGGUCUCAUCCACUCCGGGGGCGCCCCAGCCCACCUCCAUGGCUUUGGCGAGUGCUAAACUACAGUACCAGAGGUUGCGCUCUGUACCCCAACCCCAGAGGUUUCCUCAGUCUCCUCACUUACCCCUCAAAGCCAAGAGCCUUUGCUCGCGAAGGGGCUCGGCCCAUUUCUCCAGUGUGGAGAGCGAGGUCUGA
This is a messenger RNA of Cyclopterus lumpus (lumpfish), 5982 nucleotides long. RefSeq names its product glutamate receptor, ionotropic, N-methyl D-aspartate 2D, a (gene grin2da). Gene Ontology annotation, molecular function: transmitter-gated monoatomic ion channel activity involved in regulation of postsynaptic membrane potential; NMDA glutamate receptor activity. The record is from RefSeq and is a predicted model, not a curated record. Gene Ontology annotation, cellular component: plasma membrane; postsynaptic membrane; postsynaptic density membrane. NCBI's taxonomy places the organism in Eukaryota, Metazoa, Chordata, Actinopteri, Perciformes, Cyclopteridae. The transcript is spliced from 18 exons. Gene Ontology annotation, biological process: synaptic transmission, glutamatergic; monoatomic ion transport; excitatory postsynaptic potential. The coding region runs from base 1 to 5982 and encodes 1993 amino acids.